Eptesicus fuscus (big brown bat) is the source of this 646-nucleotide messenger RNA. It is a transcript of the gene NAP1L5, whose product is annotated as nucleosome assembly protein 1 like 5. Gene Ontology annotation, biological process: nucleosome assembly. Bases 1 to 570 code for a protein of 189 amino acids. NCBI's taxonomy places the organism in Eukaryota, Metazoa, Chordata, Mammalia, Chiroptera, Vespertilionidae. The record is from RefSeq and is a predicted model, not a curated record. Gene Ontology annotation, molecular function: histone binding; chromatin binding. The transcript has a single exon. Gene Ontology annotation, cellular component: chromatin; nucleus.
AUGACAGAAUGGCAUAGCAACAGGAGGAAGCUGUCGCAGAACGCCAGGGGGAGGAGGGGACGACCAUCAGCUGACGCCAGGGAGCCAGUCCAGGGCCCGCGCUGCAAGGGCGGGCGGGGCUGCGGCCAGGGGACCAGGCGGCACGGCGGCGGCGGCGGCAAAGGGGCGGCUGCGUGCCGCGGAGGAGUCAUGGCCAAGGGCGGCGCGGAGGCGCCUGAGACCCCUGCAAAGAAUGCGCCAAAGGCUAAACAGGACUUUCUGGAGAGCCUGCCUCACUCGGUGAAAUGCCGAGUCCUGGCCCUCAAAACACUGCAGAAGCGCUGCGAUAAGAUAAAGGCCAAAUUUGAUAAGGAAUUUCAGGCUCUGGAAAAAAAGUACAACGAAAUCUACAAGCCCGUACUUGCCAAGAUCCAAGAGCUCACUGGUGAGAUGGAAGGAUAUGCAUGGACCUUGGAGGGUGAGGCGGCAUCCGAGGAUGAGGAGGAGGAGGAGGAGGGGGAAACGGAGGAGUCUGUGGCUGCCAAAAAUGAGGCUCCCAACUCUGCGGUGCCCCAUGACGCCAAGGAAUAGGCGGGGGCACGGAUGGAAGAGGAGAACGACGACUAAGGAAAUCCUGAUGUUUUUCUUUUGAAUAUUGGUGAACUUG